Fusarium keratoplasticum is the source of this 1026-nucleotide messenger RNA. Its product is annotated as Atp-dependent dna helicase. The record is from RefSeq and is a predicted model, not a curated record. Gene Ontology annotation, biological process: double-strand break repair via homologous recombination. Gene Ontology annotation, molecular function: 3'-5' DNA helicase activity; nucleic acid binding; ATP binding. NCBI's taxonomy places the organism in Eukaryota, Fungi, Ascomycota, Sordariomycetes, Hypocreales, Nectriaceae. Gene Ontology annotation, cellular component: cytoplasm; chromosome. The transcript has 2 exons. Bases 1 to 1026 code for a protein of 341 amino acids.
AUGGAGAGCCAGGGCAGCCAGGAUGGCAUUGGCGGCGGCGGCGAUGAUCGUGGUGAUGAGGAUGGUACCGAUGAGCCCGGUUCCAGUGCGAGGUUCGACAGUUGGGUACAGGAGCGCAAUUGGACGCCAGACCGCGUCCGCCGCAUCAUCCAACGAGACAGCAAACGAUUAUUGGGCACCAUAUUGAACAUUAGUUCGUGGCGGCAGAUUGCCAUCGCCAUAUCCCGUCGAUAUUUGGACAAGGCAUUCAAGGAGUCAACGAUAGAUGGGGUCGAAGAAGACGACGACGGUGUGGACGAUAACCCGAUCGAUUUACAAGCCGGCCAUGGAACGCACGUGGCCGGCAUGGUAUACGCACGAGAGUUGCAGCAAGGGUUAUUCAGCACGGCCACGAUGCGCGAUAAGUUUCGGUCCGUCAUCGUCAGUCCGAUACGCCGAAAGCGGGAGCCAUUCGAGACGGAGCGGGAGUACCACCAGUUGCAGCGUUUCAGGCGAUUACAGCAGGUCGACAUUGCCGCCCGGUUGAGGGAGAUGAUAGGACCAGACGCCGCGUUCCGUGGCCAGCAAGAGACGGUGAUCCGGGCCAUCAUGCGGGGAGAGAGCCCGAUUGUGCAGAUCGCAGGCACGGGAGAAGGCAAGAGCAUGUCGUUCAUGUUACCGGCGUAUUGUUCCAGCGACGACGGAGGGACAACCAUCGUCAUCGUGCCGUUGGUAGCAUUGCGAGAUGAUUUGCACGGCCGUUGUGCCAAGAGCCAGAUCGCGACAUACGUUUGGAACAGUCGCGGCGGGCACCAGAUCACCCCCAUCGUGUUCGUCACGCCCGAGUCGGCAGUGACAAAAGGGUUCGGCGAUUUUGUGAACCGGUUGCAGGCACGGAAAGCGUUGGAUCGUGUCGUUGUGGAUGAGUGCCACGCCAUUUUGGACAGUACCAGCCAAUUCCGGCCGCAGUUGAUGGAGUUGGGCCGGGUGUUAAACGAAUGGGGCGUCCAAAAGGUAUUUUUUGACGGCCACGUUGCCACCAGAUGA